GAAAUUAUUUGUUUUUUCAGAGUGUUCAUCCAUCCCUCUUUCUCUCUCCUCUUUUUUUAUUUUCUCUCUCCUCCUUUCCCCCUUUUCACUUCGAACUCAAAUCUCUUCGCAAAUCCCUCCAACGAUUUUACUAGCCGGAGAUCUCUCUCUCAGAUCUACUCCUCUUUCUAUUUCCUCAGAAAACUGCAGAAUCAGACUUUGAAGGGUCUGGGACUCGAACUGUUAAAAGGUCUGGUGCCCAGAUGAGAAGAACUGAUGUUAUUAGCAGUCGAAGGGGGAGGGUUUUUCUCUUCUUCAGCAACCGGGUAUAGUAAGGGUUUGACCCUUUUACUUUUGGGACAGAAGAGUGAUGAAAAGCACAUGAAAGUUGCUCCUUGGAAUCAAUACCAGUUGGUGGAUCAGGAAACUGAAAGUGACCUCCAGCUGGCUUCUGGAAAGAACCGACUUUCCCGCGGGUGCGCUACCUUUGUCUGUUUUGGUCGCGCUUCCGCAGGACUUGAUGGACAGUCGCCUCUUAAAGUAGGUCCAACCCAACCACAGGAUAUCUUGCCAAGUGGUCCUGCAAACGAGAGGGAAAAGGAACAGACUCAAGAAAGCACUGUUAUUGACGAUAAUUACAUUGCCAGAAAUAUCACUCUCAAGAGUAGCUUGAAGAAGUCAUCACAUGACACUUCAGAAACUAUCAAAAACAGUAGUGAUGAGAAGCAGCUCCUGGCUGAAGAGGAUAAUGAUCUCUUACACACAGAAAAGAGAAAAGUACAGUGGACAGAUGCAUGUGGGAAAGAUCUUGCAGAGAUCAGAGAAUUUGAGCUCAGGGAAAUUAUAACCCGAACGAACUUAAAAUGUAAGAGACACAGAUGAAGCUGUUACUGAGAGCUUUGAUUAUAAAGGAUUACAGUGAACAUGGGGAAUCUGAUGACGAGUUUGUCAACGGGAACGGGAAGACUUGUUCUUGCAGGAUAAUGUAAUUUGGGCCACUUGAUUGUUUGGACUUCUGCAUUGUGAAAGAGGCCUUAGAUAGGGCUGUUUGUUGAAAGGGGCUUAGCUGCUGUGAAUUAAGCAUCUUCAAGUAACUGAGCCUUUUAUUCGCCUACUGAGUGAGUUUGGGAAUACUAGAGCGAGGUCCUUCAGGUUUCGAGGGUACUGGGUGCAGCCAUCUGCUAUGAUUCGGCAUUCGGAUGCCUCUACUGGCUGAUUCAUUUUGUUAAUAUCUUGUCAAUUUUGUUUAAUUGGGUGGACCGUCAGAUUGGAUUUUGUCAGUCAUCUCUUUCAACCAUUUUUUCUUCCCUCUUUUCACAUCUACUGCUUCCCCAAUUACCCAUCCUUUUUUUGGGUUAUUAGAUCAUGUCCCUUUUCAAUUUCAUGACUAAGUGUGUAUUUGUUGCCGUAAUUAAAGUGUUUUUGUAUUCAAUCUUAUC
Spinacia oleracea (spinach) is the source of this 1418-nucleotide messenger RNA. RefSeq lists its product as uncharacterized. NCBI's taxonomy places the organism in Eukaryota, Viridiplantae, Streptophyta, Magnoliopsida, Caryophyllales, Amaranthaceae. The record is from RefSeq and is a predicted model, not a curated record. The coding region runs from base 256 to 861 and encodes 201 amino acids. The transcript is spliced from 4 exons.